AUGGGGAGUGUUACUGAAGGGAAGCUGAGAUUUUGUAUUGACAGAGGAGGUACUUUCACUGAUGUUUAUGCCGAGAUUCCGGGGCUUUCCGAUGGUCGUGUCUUGAAGCUUUUAUCAGUGGAUCCAGCUAACUACGAUGAUGCUCCCGUUGAAGGAAUAAGGAGGAUACUCGAGGAGUACACGGGGAAGAAGAUACCGAGAACAUCUAAGAUACCAACUGAUAAAAUUCAGUGGAUAAGAAUGGGUACUACUGUGGCAACAAAUGCAUUGUUGGAAAGGAAAGGGGAAAGAAUAGCUUUGUGUGUUACAAAAGGGUUUAAGGAUUUGUUGCAGAUAGGUAACCAAGCUCGGCCCGAUAUCUUUGAUCUCACUGUGGCGAAACCGUCAAAUCUUUAUGAAGAAGUGAUAGAGGUUGAUGAAAGAAUCGAGCUUGCGCUUGAGAAAGGUGAUAAUUCUGGGGGUCUGAUCAAGGGUGUGUCUGGUGAGCUUCUUAGAGUUGUGAAGACAGUUGAUGAAGAAGCUUUGAAACCGGUCACACUCAAAAUCCUCGUUUGUCAAACAAGUGGCUUUGUUUGA
This is a messenger RNA of Arabis nemorensis, 576 nucleotides long. Lineage: Eukaryota; Viridiplantae; Streptophyta; Magnoliopsida; Brassicales; Brassicaceae. The record is from the annotation of a GenBank genome assembly.